Molecule: messenger RNA, 2505 nt
Organism: Rhododendron vialii
Lineage: Eukaryota; Viridiplantae; Streptophyta; Magnoliopsida; Ericales; Ericaceae
Product: protein root UVB sensitive 1, chloroplastic-like
Exons: 5
Coding region: 1738-2160 (140 amino acids)
Biological process (GO): developmental process; response to UV-B
Cellular component (GO): chloroplast envelope
Source: RefSeq, a predicted model, not a curated record
UACCGUGGUGUACGUGGCUUUACCGUGGUGUACGUGGCUUUAUUGUGGUGUUACCAGGACCAGGAGAAUUGAGAGAGAAAUCCCCUUCUCUCUCUCCCACCGAAUUACACGCCAUUGCUCUCUCUCUCUCUCUGGAAUGAAAUCCUCAACGCCAGUGCUCCUUGAAUCAGAGCCAGCGGAGUUUCAGGCGGUGUUGGAGGUAGCCGACGAAAAUCCGAUCAGAGGUAGUGUUGCUGGUACAGACUCUUUCGAAUCGUCGGCCGAGCCAUUUGUCAUUAUCGUCUUUCACUCCUCCAACCGGUGGCAACUUCGCUUUGGUUCUAAAAUAAUUCCCUAAGCUGGCUCCUGUACUUUUUCAAGGAAGGAGUCAUUCAUUGAAUCUUACCAAUAGCUUGGUAAACUCUCCUUCGUAUCCGACUUAGUGCAUGUUGACUCUACAUUGAAAGAAAUUAAAAUUGUUCAAGGCUUAAUUGAUUAGUGGUGAAAUAAAAAUGUAUAUUUUUAGAUUUAACUGCUUUCUUUUGGGUGUUAUUUUGCGGUUGUGGUUCGAUUUUUGAUUAUUUUCAGCUGUUGGUUGUUUUAAUAGGUCUGCAAUUGCAGAGGUAGGGAGGACGAAAGGGAGAAAAUAUCCCUGCCAGAAAUGGGAAGCGAUGGGAUGAUGGGUACAGUUUUGGAAUUUUACUCGAAGGUCCAGAUUCACGUCAUACGUCUCUCCUCACGUAGAGAAGGUUUCUUUAUUAUAAGACCAGAGGUGCGACCAAUUUCAGAGUUCUUGGCUUUUUGUAGAUCGUUAUGUUGUGAUCGGCGGCCAUCGACAGCCAGGUGAUCCACUCAAAUAAAUUGGGGCUUCUCAAGUUUAAAGUUUAUUUUUUGUGAAGGCGUUGUUUUAAUUUUGGUGUUUGUGGUUUUUAGUAGCUUCUGCAUGUCUUCGCUUGGUUUCUCUUUUUGAUAUGUGUUUAUGGUGUUUGAGUUCUUUCUUUGUAGUAUUUCUGUUCUGGUAUUAGGUUAAACUGAUAUUCCUUCUACAAAAAGGUGCAAUUUCAAGCAGAUCAACGAAAAUUAGAGUUAGGUUUCCCAAUUCUCAUCAGUUUACUACUUUCCCACUUCCUAACUCUACUACAUAACCGAUGGUGGAUUAUUGGGCAAUAGAGUUCUCUAGCAUUUCAUUUCCUUCAAGUACUACUUGGUUUUUAGGAGGGCCUGAUAAAUAUGAGGUUCAGCCGGCUGAUAAGUAUGCAAUUCAACAGAGGUCUACCUGCGGGCCAUUAGGCGGGAACAAAAGUUAUGAAUUUCAAUGUGCUAAGCAAAUUUAGAACAUCUCCCUCCCUCUCAAACCUCUUCUUUGCAAGGCGUCUCAACCCAGUGCAAUUACAGGAGAGAGUACUUGUUAUAGUGGGUGUUUUCCUGUUUUGCGAAAUUGUUAGUGGUUUUUGCUCUUCAUUUGUGUGAAUCACCUAUUUGGGUAAUUCUCACUUCACCUUAGCUACCAUGGAGACACUUCGCUUAGUUGACUUAUAUGGGAAACAAAGUAAUAAUAGUCACUACAACCAGCCGCUACCCGACAAACAAACUCAACGAUCGACUGCUAGAAUAGACUAUUCUUUUUGGUUAUUUAUUUGCAGUUCGUUUGGUUUAAUUUGUUGACAUAUCGACUGCUAUAAUAGUUUGGUUACAAAUUUGAGAUAUCUCUAAGCAAGAAUAUUUUUUUGUUUACAGCUCAUCCCUUUUCAUUAAGCCAUGCUGAGUUCAUCCCUUCGAGGCUCUAUCGGUGUUUGGUCCUCUUCGCAUCUCCAGCCAGAUUUAUUGGAAAAUGCUACAUUUAGAAUGGAGAUUUUAACUCCAGCAUUUCCCCAUCUCUUCGUUCCAAUUGGUGCUGCUGCUGGCGCUGGAUGUUCAGCCGCUGCACUAAUCCAGGCAGCUACUAGGAGUUGUUUCUUUGUGGGCUUUGCAGCUCAGAGGAAUUUUGCGGAGGUAAUUGCAAAAGGUGAAGCUCAGGGAAUGGUGAGCAAAUUCAUUGGUAUCGGGCUCGGUAUAGCAUUAGCUAACUGCAUUCAGGGAUCUACACCUCUUGCUCUUGCUUCUUUUGGUGUGGUAACUUGGAUACACAUGUUCAGAAGCAGCAAACCGUUCAGAAGAACUUCUCGCUCUACCUCCAGAUAAGAAGAGCAAAAAGGGAGAGCACAAACCAAGCAGCUCAACCUCCACCCUAGCAAUCAACACCCUAGCAAACAGCAGCCCAACAAAACACACUCCAGCAACUGAAGAAACUUCCAACAGCCCCAACAAGAACAAGUAGUCAGCUUCCAUAAUCUCCUGAACGCCACCAAAGACAGGAACAUAUCUAAACUAUGACUUCUACAUGUAACUUUUCUAUGAUAAAACACUUGGUCAAACUAAUGCAUGUAACUUCUGCUCUGAUCAAGUACAUGCAUAAUAUUAGGAAGAACCAGAAAGAGAUCUCCACAACGGGCAUGACAGACGUGCUUGGCACGUCACCAUGCAUCU